AUUGCAAAGCCAAAAACCCUUGCGCAUUAAAAGCCACCACCACUCUCCCCGGCGCACGUUAUCCCAGCCAGCACUCUCCCCCCACGUGGCGCACCAUCUUAACCUCAACACCCCCCACCCCUUUCCAUUCCCUUCAACUAACUUUCGCUGAAACCCAAGCACAUUCGAAGGAAUUCGAUUCCGUCCCGAAAUGGGUAAUCGAAUUUCCAUCCAAAAGAAUCGAUGACGAUGAACAAUACACAUAUAUGUCUAUAUAGAUAUAGAUACAGAUAUAUACAUACGUCUAUAUGUAUAUACUUAUCUCACAGUUAAAUGUCUCAUCCUCCAACUUGUAAUCGCACAUCAACAACAACAACAACAGCAGCAGCAGCACUUGCUUCAGUAUCUGAUUCCGUCUCUCCACCGUCGAUUCCACUCUCCAUAACCGUCACAAGAUGUGUAUUUAAGUCGAAGAUGCGACUUCCGAAGAGACCAGUCUCCUUUUGCCUCUCUCUCUUCUCUCCUCUCGAGUUCUCCUCUUCUGUUUCUCUCUCUAAAACACUUCUCUGGUCUCAUUCCGCCAUUCUCACCUCUCAUCUCUGUUCAAGAAUUUCCGGUCAAUCUUCAACCAAGAGAAAAGGAUUUCACACCGGAGGAGCUGAUCAAUUGCAUGAAAGUUUAACAAUGGAGGGGAGUGGCGUAGAUGACAAAACAUUGAAGUUUCAGCGUACUACUUGCUGUGGUGGUUGUCAGGAUCCACGUAUAUGGUCAUCUCCUGAAGGGGGUAGUAAAAUUGAUAUAGGAAGACAGAUUUUCUGCAAUAGAUCUUUGAAUAUGAAGAAUAUUGUCGCUGUUGGGUUUGACAUGGAUUAUACCUUGGCACAAUACAAAUCUGAAACUUUCGAAUCUCUUGCAUACGAAGGCACAAUCAGAAAGCUAGUGUAUGAUUUGGGAUACCCUCGUGAGUUGUUGGAGUGGACGUUUGAUUGGAAUUACAUGGUCAGAGGUUUAGUUCUUGAUAAAAAGAGAGGGAACAUAUUGAAGAUGGAUCGACACAAGUAUGUGAAAGUAGCAUACCAUGGAUUUAAGGAGUUGUCAAAGGAAGAUAAAGUUGCAGCUUACGGAAAUACUUUGACACGAGAUUCUUUUGAUGAGCCUGAUUAUGCACUCAUUGAUACUCUUUUUUCAUUGGCUGAGGCAUACUUAUUUGGGCAACUAGUUGAUUUCAAGGACAAGAAUCCUGGAAAAGUUCCAGAAGGUGCAGACUACCCUCGUAUGUAUAAAGAUGUUCGAGCUGCAGUGGACUUGUGCCAUCGUGAUGGAACAUUGAAGCAGAUGGUUGCAAAAGAUCCUAAAAGGUACAUUAACGAGGAUACCUCAAUAGUUCCCAUGCUCAAAAUGCUCAGAGAUUCUGGUCGUUCAACAUUUCUUGUGACAAAUAGUCUUUGGGACUAUACAAAUAUAGUGAUGAAUUUUCUCUGUGGACCCCAAACUUUUGAUCGUAGCCUCGCUUCCAACUUCAAUUGGCUUCAAUAUUUUGACGUCGUCAUCACUGGCAGUGCAAAACCAAGUUUCUUCCAUGAUGAAAAUCGUGCCAUUCUUUUUGAGGUCGAACCUGAAUCUGGGAUGCUACUUAAUACUGAUAAUGGUACUCCUAUGCCUCAGGUGGGCAGUACUUUUUUUAGACCACCAGCAAAGAGCUUGAAGAAGACAUGUAGAAUUUUCCAGGGAGGCAGUGUUGGCCAUCUGCAUAAACUAUUGGCUAUUGAAUCGAGUUCACAGGUUCUUUAUGUCGGGGAUCACAUCUAUGGAGAUAUUUUACGCAGCAAAAAAGUUCUUGGCUGGCGAACAAUGCUUGUUGUUCCGGAGCUUGAGAGAGAGGUUCAACUCCUUUGGGAAUCAAGGGACUCUCGCAAGCAACUUCGAUUGUUGAGGAAUGAGCGUGAUCUCAUUGAAGACAAGAUACAUCAUCUGAAGUGGUCUCUCAAGUUUGAAGGUCUUGCAGUUGAUAAGAAGCAAAAGCUACAUUAUGAACUUGUCGAAUUGGAGUCUCAAAGGGAGCAAGUUCGUCAGAGUCAUCAACAGGCUCAACGAGAAUGUCAUCAAAAGUUCCACAAGGUCUGGGGACAACUUAUGAAGACUGGCUAUCAGAAUUCCCGCUUUGCACAUCAGGUGGAGAGAUUUGCCUGCCUCUAUACGAGCCAAGUGAGCAACCUGAGCCUAUAUUCACCGGACAAGUACUAUAGACCAAGUGAAGACUUCAUGCCCCAUGAAUUUGAAAUCUUUUCCCUGUGAAAAACUUAUUUUUUCACUCCAACAAUGAGAUGUUGCAACUCGAGGUAGUUACCAUAAAAUAGAAAAUGUGGGGAAAUUAGGGAAGCAUUAAUUUCAUUGUUAGGCUUAGAAGCAUAGAAGCCGAGCUUUUACCAAAGUUAUUCUGUUGUUUGUGUGGGUGUAGCGUUCUUGGAUAUGGUCUGGGGGUGGGGGUGAGACUUUACAGGCAAAUUAAAGGUGGAUUACUUGUCCAUGAAAAUUGUCCAAGUGUAAGACAGAUGUGUAACAUUUUACUUCAAAUGACAAGUUUUUUCUUCCUUCA
Molecule: messenger RNA, 2575 nt
Organism: Cornus florida
Lineage: Eukaryota; Viridiplantae; Streptophyta; Magnoliopsida; Cornales; Cornaceae
Exons: 17
Coding region: 313-2274 (653 amino acids)
Molecular function (GO): 5'-nucleotidase activity
Source: RefSeq, a predicted model, not a curated record